UGUUGUUUACCAGGAACACCCGCGUAUCUUGACUGAGCUAACGGCUAUUUAGCCACAAAACACAGGCUUUAAAGUUAUUUAGCAAAAAGUUUUUAACGGAAAGCAGUUUGGUGACAAAGAUGUGAAGUUAUACCACGCCGCUUAUAAGAAGCUGACGUUAACUUAGCUUCUUAUUUUACGAAAGCUAAUGUGUGCUAAGCUAGCUGCCAAACAGCAGCUGCCCAGAUGUUUGGGGAAAGUUAGCGGUUUUAAAAUAUAGCUAACAUCAGGAGCUAUGAGGUCCUUGAACUACGUUCAGCGUGUCAGUUUGGAUUUUGCAGGAACUUUGUUUCCUCACGCGAUCUGUUUGGGAGAUGCAGACAACGACUCGCUGAACGAGCUGGUUGUAGGGGACACCAACGGAAAGCUGCUUGUCUACAAGAAUGACGACUCCAAACCCUGGAUCACAAGAACCUGUGUGGGCAUGCUGACCUGUGUGGCUGUUGGGGAUGUCUGCAACAAAGGAAAAAACUUUGUCGUAGCUGUUGGCGCGGAGGGCUGGUUUCACCUCUUUGACCUCACAGCUGCCUCUUCAAGUAAAUCCGAUUCAUCCAGUCAGCAUGAGUUCAUGUCGUCUGAUGACCAGAAGCCGCUCUUCACCCAACAUAUUCCUGCCAACACCAAAGUCAUCCUCAUCAGUGACAUCGACGGUGACGGCCGCUGUGAGCUGGUGGUGGGCUACACAGACAGAGUGGUGCGAGCUUUCCGUUGGGAGGAGCCGACAGAAGGGUCAGACGUUGGACCUGGACAGCUGAUUCUGCUGAAGAAAUGGCUUCUGGAGGGGCAGGUGGACAGUUUGUCAGUGAACCCGGGUCCUGAGGGUUUACCGGAGCUCAUGGUGUCUCAGCCGGGCUGCGGCUACGCCAUCCUUCUGUGUUCCUGGACCCAACAGGACUCCAGCGGCUCCGGAGAUGACGCCCCCGCCACCCCGGGGAGUGAGGGACCCUCCAGAGAUGUAGUUCUCCAUCUGACCACCGGGCGGAUACACAACAAGAACGUCUCCACUCACCUUAUCGGCAGCAUCAGUAAAGGCUCAAAAGAAGAAUCUUCUAAAUGCGGCCUGUUUGCUCUCUGUACUUUAGAUGGGACCCUGAAGUUGAUGGACAGCUCAGAGCAGCUGCUGUGGUCCGUCCAGGUGGACCAUCAGCUGUUCGCGCUGCAGAAACUCGACGUUACUGGUGACGGCAGAGAGGAGGUGGUGGCGUGCGCCUGGGACGGGCAAACCUACAUCAUCGAUCACAAUCGGACUGUAGUGCGCUUCCAGUUCGAUGAGAAUGUCAACGCGUUCUGUGCCGGCCAGUACACAUGUAAGGAGGGUAAAAACAGCCCCUGUCUGGUCUACGUGAGCUUCAACCACAAAAUCUACAUCUACUGGAAGGUGGAGCUGGAGCGUAUGGAGUCCACCAACAUGUUACGCAUCCUGGAGCAGAAACCCGAGUUUAAGAGCCACCUGAAGGCGCUGGGAGUCGAUACAGAGGACCCAGCAGCAGUGAGAGCUCUGGUGGCAAAUGUUCUUUACGAGGAUUCACAGAGUUAACACACACACACACACACACACACACACACACACACACACUCUGCUGUCUGUUUCCCCCUGACUGUAAAUACUCUGUUAAUAAACAACUGAAUGCCUG
Plectropomus leopardus (leopard coralgrouper) is the source of this 1673-nucleotide messenger RNA. RefSeq names its product integrin alpha FG-GAP repeat containing 2 (gene itfg2). NCBI's taxonomy places the organism in Eukaryota, Metazoa, Chordata, Actinopteri, Perciformes, Serranidae. Gene Ontology annotation, cellular component: KICSTOR complex. Gene Ontology annotation, molecular function: protein binding. Gene Ontology annotation, biological process: regulation of TOR signaling. The record is from RefSeq and is a predicted model, not a curated record.